GUGCAGCUGCCGUGUCCUGUGAGUGAGGCUGCCGCUCUAGGUGCUAGUGCGUCCGUUGCCCUAGGUGCUGGUGAGGCUACCACUCCCGGUACUCGCGUGUCUGCUACCCCAGGUGCUGGUGAGGCUGCCGCUCUAGGUGCUCGUGAGUCUGCGCCCCCUGGUACUGAGUCGACUGAGGCACUGCACACCUUCACUCUGGACUCAGGUGCUUCUCGCUGUUUCUUUCGUGACCGCACUGCCCUUGAGCCGCUUGCUCGGCCAGUUGCUGUCUCCCUCGCUGACCCCUCUGGGGGUCCGGUCAUUGCGACCUCCUCCACUGUCCUUCCUUGUCCUGCGGUCCCGUCGGGCACACUGUCAGGUCUCCACCUCCCCUCGUUCUCUACGAACUUGGUGGCGGGUUGUGCGCUCCAGGACGGGGGUGUUCACCAGUUCACCCCUGCCUACGAGCGCGUGACACACUGCACGUGUGCUCGGACAGGCCGUCACAUGGCUACCUUCACUCGGCAGCCGGGGUCGGACCUGUACACACUGACCACUGAGUCCCCUCAGGUAGCUGCGUCUGCGUCAGGUCAGCUGUCGGCCCCCUGCUCGUGUCGCUCUCUGGCGCACGAGACCGUCCUCUGGCACCACCGACUUGGUCACCCGUCCGUGCAGCGCCUUCGUGCCAUGCACAAACGGUACCUUGUCUCUGGUCUUCCCAGGGUUCUCCCUCCCCUCCCACCCUCGCCUGCUCCUCCCUGUCUUCCCUGUGUCGAGGGGCGGCAGCGCGCCGCUCCUCACUCCUCCUCGUUUCCCCCGACGACUGCUCCCUUGCAGACGCUCCACAUGGACGUGUGGGGCCCAGCCCGCGUCCGUGGUGAGGGUCAGGAGAGCUCAGCGAGCGUUUCCACUCGGAAUUUCCUGUCCUGCGCUUGCACUCUGACAGAGGUGGUGAGUUCUCCUCCGACCUCUUGGCAGCCUACUGUGCGGAGCACGGCAUCCGCCAGUCGUUCACGGCUUCCGGCCUCUCCACAGCAGAAUGGGGUUGCUGAGCGCCGCAUUGGCUUGGUCAUGGAGGUCGCUCGUACCUCCUUGAUCCAUGCGGCUGCCCCCCACUUUCUGUGGCCGUUUGCAGUCCGAUACGCUGCGCAUCAGCUCAACCUCUGGCCCCGUGUCUCCGUUCCGGAGACUUCGCCGACACUGCGUUGGACAAGAGAGGUUGGCGAUGCGUCACGCUUUCGGGUCUGGGGAUCUCGAGCCUUUGUUCGCGAUACGUCCGCGGACAAGCUCUCCUCCCGCGCUGUUCCUUGUGUCUUCCUUGGCUUUGUCCCGGACGCGUCUGGUUGGCAGUUUUACCACCCCACCUCGCGCCGUGUCCUGCCUUCUCAGGACGUCACUUUCGACGAGUCCGUCCCCUACUACCGCCUCUUCCCCUACCGCACUGCCCCGCUUCCCCCCCCGCCUCUCUUCCUCGCGCCAGGUGCUGCUGUGGUAGACCCCCUCCCCCCUCAGGGUGCCGCUCCCUCAGGUGUGUCCCAGGUAGACCCAGUUGAGCCUGUCGAGGUAGCUGUCGACUCUCGUCCUGCUAGGGGUGCUGAGCCUGAGGGUGCUGAGCCUGAGCGUGCGGAGCCUGGGGGUGCGGAGCCUGGGGGUGCGGAGCCUGGGGUUGCGGAGUCUGGGGGUGCGGAGCCUGGGGUUGCGGAGUCUGGGGGUGCUGAGCCUAGGGGUGCGGAGCCUGGGGGUGCUGAGCUUGCGGGUGCUGAGUCUGGGGGUGCUGAGUCUGGAGGUGCUGAGCCUGGGAGUGCUACACCUGGAGGAGCUCUCUCCUCACAGCAGCUGCGUGAGUGGUACUUACAGUACUGCAGCCUCAGGAGAGGUGCUUCUGGAGCCAGGAGUACUGCUGGAGCUGGUGCUAGUGCUUCCCCUCCUAGGCGGGAGCUGCCCUCUCCCCAGCGGCUCCGAGAGUGGUACGCACGGCGCUGCAGUCUUCGGAGUGGCGCUCCUAGUGUCGCGGACCCAGCUGCUGGAGGUUCUGCUGCUGGCGGUGCUUCUGGCGCUGCUAGAGGUACUGCUGGUGCUGGAGCUGCUGGUGCUGCUGACGCUACUGGAGGUGCUGCUGGUGCUGGUGGUACUGCUGGUGCUGCUGGAGCUGCUGGAGGUGCUGCUGGUGCUGGGGCUGCUGGAGCUGCUGGAGGUGCUGCUUCUUCUGGAGGUGCGGCUGGUGCUGCGGCUCCGGGCGUUGGAGUUGCUGCUGGUGCUGCGGACCCUGGAGUCGGAGCUGCUGCUGGUGCUGCGGACCCUGGAGUUGGAGCUGCUGCUGGUGCUGAGGACCCUGGAGGUGGAGCUGCUGCUGGUGCUGAGGACCCUGGCGCUGGUGUCUCUGCUGGUUCUGGAGACGCUGCGCGGCCGCGGCCGUACUUCGUUCCGCUCCUUCAGCAGUUACCGUCUGACUCCCCUCUCCCUGGUCCUUCUCCUUACACUGGUCCGACUGGAGGUCUUACGGAGCGUCGUGAGCCUGAGUCUCGUCCUGCGUCGCCUGAGUCUCGUCGAGCGUCGCCUGUUCGUGCUGCUCACACUGGUCGUCGUGUCCCGCGUCAGCGUCCUCCUGCUGUCCCAGGCACUCACCAGAUGGCGCUUCGUCCUUCCACUGCUCCCCAGCGUGUCCCUCUCCCGUCUCCUCCUGCGUCCUCUCUUCCUGCUCUUGCUGACCCUGAGUCUAACUCCCUUCGUGCUGCCAGUCCUACUGUCACGCGUCUCCUGGCUACUGUUGUCACUGACCCUUCCUUUGAGUCCACUGCUGCGUCUGCCUUAGUUGCCGAGCUUGUCGACUUUGCUGCCACUUGUCGUCUAGACUACGCCGCUAGCCUAGUUGCUGAGUCUGAGUCUAUCUGUCCUCCGUCCGUCGGUGGUGAGUGUGCUCUUGGCACGGACGUCCUUGAGGACAGGCAGGAGGAGUUUGAGUGCUUUGCCGCUGCUUUACCUCAUCUCGUGUCCAUGCUAGUUGCCCCUGAGGGAGACCCGGAUGCACCAGACAUCCCGACUCCGCGCUCUUACGCAGAGGCGAUAGAGGGUCCCUACUCCUCUCAGUGGCAGACAGCCAUGGACGCAGAGAUGGCUUCCUGGAAGUCCACAGGCACCUACGUCGACGAGGUUCCCCCACCUGGGGCGAACAUCGUCAGUGGCAUGUGGAUUUUCAGGGUGAAGCGGCCGCCGGGUUCUCCGCCUGUCUUCAAGGCGCGUUACGUUGCACGAGGCUUCAGUCAGCGAGAGGGAGUUGACUUCUUCCAGACCUUCGCCCCGACCCCGAAGAUGACCACUCUUCGGGUUCUGCUGCACGUCGCCGCUCAGCGUGACUACGAGCUCCACUCUCUUGACUUCAGCACUGCUUUCCUACAGGGCAGCCUGCACGAGGAGAUCUGGCUGCGCCGCCCACCUGGCUUCACUGGGUCGUUCCCUCCUGGUACCCAGUGGAGCCUCCGGCGGCCAGUCUACGGUCUCCGACAGGCGCCACGUGAGUGGCACGACACACUGAGGACUACACUUGCGGCUCUUGGGUUCGCUCCUUCCACUGCUGACCCGUCGCUGUUUCUUCGCACCGACACCUUGCUGCCGCCGUUCUACAUCCUCGUGUACGUCGACGACUUGGUCUUUGCCACUGCUGACACUGCGGCACUCGCCCACGUGAAGUCGGAGCUGCAGAAGAGACACACGUGCACAAACCUGGGUGAACUGACAAGCUAUCUUGGCUUGCGGAUCACCCGGGACAGAGCACGGCGCACCAUCACCUUGACUCAGUCACACAUGGUGCAGCAGGUCCUUCAGCGCUUCCGCUUCACGUACUCCUCGCCUCAGCCCACUCCUCUGCCUACCGGUCACUCGCUCUCAGCUCUGCCUUCGGGUGAGUCCGUAGAACCGAGUGGCCCGUAUCCAGAGCUUGUGGGCUGCCUCAUGUACCUGAUGACCUGCACUCGACCUGACCUUGCAUACCCUCCUAGCAUCCUUGCACGCUAUGUCGCUCCUGGCCGUCACCGGAAGGAGCACAUGGAUGCCGCUAAGAGGGUGUUGCGCUACUUGUGCAGUACGUCGGGCAUGGGGCUAGUGCUUGGAGGACGAGACCGAGUUGUACUCACUGGGCACUCAGACGCGUCUUGGGCUGACGACCAGGCUACUCAGCGGUCGUCUCAGGGUUACACCUUCAGCCUUGGCUCUGGUUCAGUUUCUUGGCGUUCUACAACGCUCGUCUUCUGUUCUCAGCUCCAGUUGUGA
Closterium sp. Naga37s-1 is the source of this 4245-nucleotide messenger RNA. NCBI's taxonomy places the organism in Eukaryota, Viridiplantae, Streptophyta, Zygnematophyceae, Desmidiales, Closteriaceae. The record is from the annotation of a GenBank genome assembly.